UUACCUGCUGCUGAGCUAAGCAGUAGCACAGUCCAUGAUCACUGGCGCAGCAGGCUAGCGAAAGGUGGAACAGAAGUAUUGGGGAUUAUCUCUUGACAAAGAUGUCAUUCAUUCAACUUAUCCUUGUUGUUGUGUUUCUGCUGCCGGGCUCUGAGCAACAACAAAGCCCUGGAGAACCGAGGCCUUCCGUAAAACCGCCAGAUGGACACUGUAAAGAUUGCAACAGCUGUUGCUGUGCACCCGGAAUCCCAGGUAUCCCUGGAAUUCAAGGAUCCGCCGGACCGGCGGGUGCUGCUGGAUCACCCGGCAUUCAGGGGCCCCAAGGGCCUUCGGGUCCUGCGGGCCCGCCAGGGAGCAAGGGUGAUUCAGGCAAUGUGGGAGUUCCAGGCCCUCCCGGCCCUCGAGGACAUCCAGGGCCCUACGGUCGUAACUGGAAGCAGUGCGUGUUUACCAAUCUCAAUAAUGGCAUCGAUACUGGACUCAUCAAGGAAUGUAUUUUCAAUAAGAUAUCAGACCGUACAGGGUUGCGUAUUUUCUGGAAUGGUCCUCUUCGCAUCUAUAACUGCCAUGCAUGCUGCAGACGAUGGUAUUUCAAAUUCAAUGGUGCCGAGUGCUCUGCCCCCGCGGCGAUUGAUGGAGUGGUUUACAUGGUACACGGAAACGGCGCCAAGAAAGAUUUACACCGCGUGCGGCAAAUCGAAGGCGUGUGCGAGAAAGUACCCAAAGGUGUCGUGCGCGUGGAAUUGUGGGUCGGUGACUGUGCUGGCUACGGAUCCGCUGAUGCAUACACAGGCUGGAACUCAGUGUCCCGGAUUUACGUGGAAGAAGUACCACCUCCACAGGCUUAACAGCAUUCGUUGUGAAACGCGGGCGAGAAAACAUUUGAAUCUUAUUACAGCUUUUAAUUGCAACUAAACUUAUUACAAUUCUUAACACUGAACUGCUACUGAAACAGAAAUUGUAAACUCAACGGUAUAAUGGAGGCCAGUGUUUAAUCCAAUUAAUCGAGGUAAAAAUAUUAGUUUGAGUAAUAUAUCGCCACGGACAUAUAAAAGCAAAAAGAAGCUGUAUAUUAAAUUUGUUUGUGAAGUUUCGUUUGGCUACGUUUCAAACUUUAUAACGCCGAGGAAAUUUUCUGCACUGAUUAAUAAAGGGUUACAUGUAAAUCUUAUGCUGGUCAGUAAAGAACAUUUGAAAGUUGAUUCAAGGUGAACAUGAGCAAAAUCGGUGUGGCAAGUGGGACUGAGCCAGAGGCCUAAUUCCCUGAAUGAGUUACGCCCUCCAGUGACUACCUCGACCUCUCCCUUGACGCAAUCAUGCCAUGCCGAUCAUUCAGAGACGUUUAUGCUGGUUGUAAUUAGCUAUUAGUCGUCAUUUCUCUGGCCUUCAAGAUUGCAGACUAUGAAAAAUGUGUCGUUUUGCUUUUUCCAAUACUAAUAUAAAAGCACUUAACAAAACUGAUUCACGUGCAAACUAGACAGAAAAUCAAUGCGAAGCUCGGAAGAUCACUUUUUCCCUCCUUUUUACCGACACAUUUAUCGACAGUUUUGCCCCAAAUCGGUCCCAAUUAGCUCUUCAGAGGUCGAACAUUUCUAUUUAUUGGAAAGUAAAGUCAAUUUCUAAAGCCCAACCAAGGCGCCCUCGAGGCACUGACCACAGUUGACAUGAUACAUGUAUAAAACCUAACACUUACUGAUAGACGCCGACGGCGGGAUUUCUCAGAAAAAAAAAAUUCAGCUCUCGGUGAAACUUCACGAUAACAGUAGAGUAUAGUGCAUUGUGAGGAAAUUGCAUUGGUUAACAUUGAUAUAAUGUAAUGAGAUAUUUGCAUUGAGCUCUUUACAUUAUCCGUAUGAUUAUGUUGAUCAUAUGUUGUAUGUUGACUCACACAGUUGUCCUUUAAUAAAAAAAAACUUUCUUCA
Messenger RNA from Orbicella faveolata, 1922 nucleotides. Its product is annotated as collagen triple helix repeat-containing protein 1-like. The record is from RefSeq and is a predicted model, not a curated record. Gene Ontology annotation, biological process: extracellular matrix organization. Gene Ontology annotation, molecular function: extracellular matrix structural constituent conferring tensile strength. Lineage: Eukaryota; Metazoa; Cnidaria; Anthozoa; Scleractinia; Merulinidae.